Messenger RNA from Fimicolochytrium jonesii, 699 nucleotides. RefSeq lists its product as uncharacterized. The transcript is spliced from 6 exons. Gene Ontology annotation, biological process: positive regulation of transcription by RNA polymerase II. Lineage: Eukaryota; Fungi; Chytridiomycota; Chytridiomycetes; Spizellomycetales; Powellomycetaceae. Gene Ontology annotation, molecular function: microtubule binding. Gene Ontology annotation, cellular component: cytoplasm; nucleus. Bases 1 to 699 code for a protein of 232 amino acids. The record is from RefSeq and is a predicted model, not a curated record.
AUGCAAUCCCACGUCGGAAACGAUUGGAACAGUCAUGGCAUAGGUCAAACGUUACUCGGCAACUGGGUCGAAGACCGUGCCGUGGGCGAUGUGUUGCUGCAGGAACGUCAGGAUUUCGUCAAAUUGGGGAGAGCGGGGCAUCAAGGUAUCCUCACCCACAGCCCAAACGAACACACCUACACAACCUCGCACGGGGAAGCGCACGCACGGAAGCCAGGCGGCUGGGGGACGGGUAGUGCCGGACAUGAUGCGGGAAAACAGCAGCGGUUGAUUGAUGCGGAGUUGAUGAAGCGGGCGUUAGCGGAGACGGCGAAACCACCAGAGGAGCGCAAGUCAGCCGCGGGAUGGACGUCGACUAAUAAGGCGGAUUUUGGACAUGAGGAUAUUUAUGGCAAGACGCAGGAUUUAGGGACACAUGCUCCAUCAGAGUCGGAUAAGCAAAGAUUCGCACAGCCCAUCACGUUUUGGAGCGAUUACGCAACAAAAGGCACAGGUCACACCAUCUCCUCCUCCAAAGCCGCCUUUCUACACCAGCGCUCCGAACGCGAAGCCCACAGCGACUGCCCACGGGAUCUCGGAUUCAAGGCCGGCUUGGCGCACCAGCACCAUGCGUCAGCGGCGCCGGUGAGAUUCGGGAAACAUACGGAUUUUAGUACGCCCAUUGGGGAGUUUGAUAAGGCGGCUGUUAAGGAUGUAUGA